This is a messenger RNA of Hermetia illucens (black soldier fly), 691 nucleotides long. Its product is annotated as vacuolar protein sorting-associated protein 55 homolog. The record is from RefSeq and is a predicted model, not a curated record. Gene Ontology annotation, cellular component: endosome. Gene Ontology annotation, biological process: late endosome to vacuole transport via multivesicular body sorting pathway. Bases 156 to 491 code for a protein of 111 amino acids. The transcript is spliced from 3 exons. NCBI's taxonomy places the organism in Eukaryota, Metazoa, Arthropoda, Insecta, Diptera, Stratiomyidae.
ACGCCUAUACAACACCAAGCAAACACUGCUACCAACUUAAGAAUAAGACAACUGUCAAUUAUAACAAUAACAAAAGAGAUCAGUGUUUUGCACGGAGAAUUAGUCAUGGCAGGACUCAGAGUAUUUUGUUGUCGGCAUUCCUAACAUGUCUGGGAAUGACAUUUAUAAUAUUGGCUUGCGCCCUGCCAAAAGUUUGGUGGCCGUUCUUCGUAGUUUUGUUCUAUGCAGUGUCAGUACUGCCCAUGACCAUCGCUCGACGCCGUAGCCAGGAUCUAUCAGGCACUUCGCCGUGUUCCGAGUUCGCGUUGUUUCUCACCGCAGGAAUCGUUCUGAGCACUUUCGCGUACCCAAUUGUUCUCGCUAAGAGCCAAGUGAUAAGGUGGAUGGCUUGCAAUCUGACGCUAGCUGGGAACGUUAUCAUGUAUCUCACAAUCAUAAUGUUUGCAUUGCGGGAGAAUAAUGCCGAGGGUGCCUACGGAGGAAUGUUUUAGAUGGAGUUCAUCAGUAGUUGCAUUCGGGAAGUGUAAAUAAAGCAUCGAACCCAUAGUAAUCUCGUGCUUGUGCGUGAUGUGGAGGGCAGUUAGGCGAUGUAAGCAAACACUAACCACAUAAACCUUAUCUUUAGACGUAAGAUUCAUACAUUUUUAUUGUUUGAUAAAGUGGCUAAUAAAUAUACUAUUUAAAGGAGAAA